This is a messenger RNA of Camelus dromedarius (Arabian camel), 4782 nucleotides long. Its product is annotated as trafficking protein particle complex subunit 9-like. NCBI's taxonomy places the organism in Eukaryota, Metazoa, Chordata, Mammalia, Artiodactyla, Camelidae. Gene Ontology annotation, cellular component: trans-Golgi network. The coding region runs from base 2572 to 2982 and encodes 136 amino acids. The record is from RefSeq and is a predicted model, not a curated record. The transcript has 5 exons.
GCUGCAGAAGAGCCCAGGUUAGACCAGGGGUGGCUUUGUAUGCACUUGAAAGCCAGCUUUCCUGCCUUUAUGGUGAAGCCUGGUGGGCGUGGCAGGUAGAUGAUCAAGGUCCGAUGGAGGUUAUUGGCUGCACAGAGCACUGUGUCUGUGAGAACUGGAGACCAUCACCAUGGGAAAAGCUUGGUGCCAGGAACAUUGCAGGGGAGCUGGGAAUCCUGUGUGUUAAGGAUUUUCCAGUCCUGGGAGUGGGAAGAGCAGACUUUGCAUUCAGAUCUGAGUUUGAAUUCAUCCUCUCUUUUUUACUGGUCCUCUGACUUUUGUCAGGUUAUAUACCCUCUUUGAACUGCUGUUGUUUUGUUUUUAUUUUUUUGUCUCUCAAAAUAGGAGAAUUACGGCCUGCUGCUAGAGUAUUUGAUCAGAGUAAAUGAUUUGUGUCUAUAAGAUGCCACGUACAGUCACAAGCUCAGUGAGAAAUGGGCUGUAACCUCUUCUUCUGCAACUCAGUGCUUGACAAGACAUGGGGGAAAGCUAGUCCCUAAUUUGUGUGUGAUGCAAGUAGGAACAAAAUUAAUGUCUUGCGUUUCCCUAGCAGUAUUCUUACUCCUUUGCUUCAUUUACUUCUUUCCUCCUUUCCUUGCCCCUUUCCCAUCCUCCACCAAAAGUGCCUGAGACUCUCUCAGAACACUAGAUUCAAAUUAUUUUAAAGGUUGUCUCAUCCUCAUGAAAUGACAGUAACAUAAAAAAAAAUCUGUACACAUCCCAGAAUUCAUUGUAUUUGAUUUACACACACACGCGCGUGCGCACGCGCACACACACACACACACAAUCAGGCUACCUCCCACUUGCUGAGGGAGAAGGACCACUUUUUCUGAGUUUUCAUUCACUGAGCGUGAGAGCAAAGUCUCUUAUGCAGACUUUCAUCAGGCUUCGUGCAUGGUAUUUUUAAUUGGAUUUCUGCUUUGUGGCCAUAGAAUUAUUCUCCUAAUAGAAGAGAGGAAGUGGAGACAUAGACAUUCUGCUGAGAUAUUGGUAUCAUAUUUGAGUUGGAAAGGACUUAAGACAGCAUAGAGUCGUAACUUUUUAUGGGUGAGAAUCCAUGAUGUUGUAACUUGGACAAGAACCUGGGUCUUCUGCCAUUGUGUCCAUGCAGGUGAAGAGGCACCUGGGUGGGAGAUGGCAGGGAUCCUUCUUGCUUGAGUUCCAGGGUCUUGCUAGUUUUCAUUGCUCAGCUGCCUUUAGUUUAUAUCCAUGUGGCCUCUCAUGGGAAGGUCACUCUGUCCUGAUAGACUGAGUUUCUUAUCAGCAAAAAGCUCUGGACCCACUCAUAUUUUCCAGAGUUUUUCUGCUGACCUGCUGACGCUUUAUAUAAAUGAGACCUAAGAAACUACUGGAUAUAAAAUCCUUAUUGUUAUCAUUUGCCCUCGAGUUCCAUAGGAAUGGGGUGCUGUCUCAGGCUGUCUAAGGCUAGAUCUGAACAAAGAUAGGGUGAUAGGCUGUGCUGCUGGACCCUCCACAGUCGAAGGGGACUUCCACCUUAAUUUUUAGAAUCAGGCAGAUGAGUUCAAAUCUUGCCUUUACCAGUUAUUAGCUUUGUGACCUUGGGGAAGAAACUGUACUUUUUGUGUCCAAUUUUCUUUGUCUGUAAAUAAGUUCAGUAUUUAUUUUAAGGUUUUUGUUUUAGAAUUCAAUGAGCUAAUUCCCUCAUUUAUACCUAAAAUACUGAUCGCGUGGUUCUAUGCUGGUGCCUUGGUAGUUGAUUACUAAGGGACUUGGCAGUGAGAAUGGGGGUGGGGCACCCCUGGAUAAUAGAGCUUAUAUUCCAGGAUAUGCUUGUAAAAGACUGGAUGUGCAGUGGAUUUUUAGUAAAUAUCCACUCCUUUCCUAAUCUGCACUGGUUGUGUAUAUAUCUUUAUACUAAUAUAUGAACAAUUUUUAUUGCAAUUUAAAUAUCUCUGUACUACUUAAAAUAUGUAGCUAUAACAAAAAUACGUGAAAUAAAAUGAUUUGACUUUUAUUUUCUUUUGAAUAAGCCAAACAAAGUAAAAUAGAAAAGAAAAAAGUUUUGAAGGAGUAGAAAUAAUUUUAUUUCUGUGGAAUCAAUUCCGUAUAAUAGGGUUUUUGGUUGUGUUGUUAAACAUCAUAUAAAAUUGAUAGGUUGUGACAUCCCGGAAAUGAGGAAACAGGGGAGACAUACUACCUCCAAUGCAGUCAUUUUGUUACUAAGUCCAAACUCUUUCUGCUUGCUACAUGACAGGCCAAUAAAUCGGGAGAUGAGGUGUUGGAGCAAGGAAUAGUGACUUUAUUUGAAAGGCUGGCAGACCCAGAAGAUGGCAUAGUGAUGUCCUGGAGAACCGUCUUCCCCAAGAUCUGAGAAGCAGGAGCAAGGAACUCAGGGAGAGAUCCAGGAAGACAUCUGACUGUGUUAAGAGACGAUAGUCACAGUGACACGGGGAGCGAAGACACUUGCAGCAAAGUAAAAUAACUUCACAACUAUUGCAUCAGAGCUGCAGGUGUGAGAGAGCCUAAGCCUGUCUCAGAGUGCAGGGGACAAGCGGAAAGGAAUGUGUAAGAAUGCCGGUGACUCAGUUAGAAGCAUGCUUCCAAGCUGUCCGUGUCCUUGCCAUCCAGAAGCAGAGCCUGGAAGCUUCCGAAUUUCUCCAGAAUGCGGUUUACAUUCACCUUCGACAGCGUUCCGAGGAGAGAAUUCAGCAGUGCAGCAUCCUCUCCGAGCUCUAUGAGUUGAUCGGCUUCCACUGCAAGUCCGCCUUCAUCAAGCAGGUGGCCCCCAUGCAGCGCACGGCCCCCGGCAUCUCGGAGCCUGGCGGGAAGACCUGCUACCGACUCCUUCUGCAGACGCUUCCUGGCUACAGUCUGUCGCUGGACCUGCAGGACUUCAGCAAAGUGUAUGAAGAUUUUCCAUCAGACCGUUUGCUCAGCCUUUUCCUGAAUGAGGGAUUGAAUUUUCCACAGGAAGUCUUAUGAAAGAGAGUUACAAGGCACAUGGGUUUCCCAAAAAGCAGUAGUUGAUGUAAUAAACUCUCACAUUGGUGAACUUUUUGAUUACAAGCGGCUUGAAAAUUUUAUCACUAGGUCAUAUGCCACAAAUCUGUCUUAAGAAUAAAAAGAUUCAGAUUUUAUAGAAGAAGCAGUUUGAAUCAAGUAGAAAUUAUAAUUUGUACACUAUUUGGUGUUAGAACUUAUACUCAGUCUUAUCAUAAUUGCCUGUGGUAGGAACUGGAUCAUUAUUUAUUUAUUUAAAAAAAAUGCACUAGGUGCUAUUUGCCCCAUUCUUGAUGCGGCAGUGCUGAGGUUAGUUAAGUCGGGCCGUUAAGAAUGCUUAGCUAGGUUUUCGGGACAUUGAUUUCAGCCUCUAUCUUUUUUAGAAUCUCUUAUUUUGUGUCGGCCUUUGGUCUUUUGACAACGUGGAAACACUGCAGGGAUCUGUCUUUCCCUUUUUUCCUGUCUUUGUGGGAAAAGAUCUCUAUAAGACAGACUACUAGGACAUUAAGGAUUUUAUGUGGGGUAAGUUUGGUCAGCUCUAAGGAUUUCAAUUAAUACGUAUUAAUACUUGCUAUUCAGCUAAUGAUAGUAAAAUUAUAAAAUAACUUUCGUAUACAUCAAUAAGUAUAUUACAAUAAGCCCAUCACCUAGAUGAAGGAAUUCACAAACUUUUCCAUAUUUCCUUUAUUCAGACCUCUGUUCUUUGCCUUGUCCUUUGUUGAAGUAUUUGACAGCAAAUCCCAGAAGACAAGUCAUUUUACCCUAUGUACUCAAGUAGGCAUGUCUGAAAACUGAGGGUCUUUCCUUUGAUCAGGUUUUUCCAUUUGACCCAUGUGCUCGUUAAGUACCAGUUGUAUCAGGCAUCUCUCUAGGCUUUAGGGAUCCUUGGGGCAAUGAGACAGUCCUGGCUCCCAAGGAAGUUAAGGGCUGAUGGAAGAAAGCAACACAGGAGCUUAAGUGCCUCACCUAAGUUCCCUGUGGGAUGAUACCAAUUGGACAAAAUUUGUGCACAAUACAGUGGGAUUCACAGAAGGGACUGGUCAGACUUGUAGGGCAGGCAGGGAGAGAGGCGGUCAGCAGGGCUACAAUAGGAGGAAUCGUUUGAACAGAAUCUGAAAUCUUUUCCGCCAACCUUCCUACGAAGCCCCUAGGGCCCAUCACACACAACCCUGUGCUGUAACUGUUUUUGAUUCCUGUUACCACAUCUCCUUCAGGAAGGAUUUUAGGUGGAAAAUAUUUAAAAUCAGUAAUUGCUGCCAGAAGGGACAUAGAACAAGAAACAUGGAAACAACACAAUGUCCAUCAGCACAUGACUGGAUAAAGACGAGGUCAUACAUAUCUACAAUGGAAUACUACUCAGCCAUAAAAGAUGCCAUUUGCAGCAACAUGGAUGGACCUGAAGACUGUCAUUCUAAGUGAAGUGGGGUGGAAAGAGAAAGAAAAAUGCCAUAUGACUUCAUUUAUGAGGAAUCUAAAUUUAAUAACAAUAAUAAUAAGACCACCAAUGAACUAAUUAUUAUUUUGAUUUCUUGAAUAUGUGUAAGGACAUCUGACUGUCCUUUGUGAUUGGGUUACCAUAUUCUGUUUAUUAUUCUUUUGUAGUUGGCUUUAUUCCUCUGGUAACUAUGUAAGUUUAAAAAUCUAAAGCUCUAAUCUGUUCUUAGAAACAAUAAUUAGUACAUAUAUGUAAACUAAAAAAUGCAGUGUACUCUAUACAUGUAUUUACAUGCAAUAUGUGUAUGUGGAGUUGAACUGUAAUAAUUCUACCUAAUAAUACUGAAA